UAUACAUACAUACAUGCUGUAGACAAAGAAAGAAAAAGAAUCAAAAAAUUGGUGAAUUAUCCAAUCAAACAAACAAACAAAAAAAGCACGGAGAGAGAUUGAGAAGGAAAUGAAAAGGAAGGAGAAGGAGGAAGAAGAAAGGAGAAGGAAAGUGGUGAUAAGACAUUUGCCCCCGUCGCUCUCUCAAUCUCACCUCUUCUCCCAAUUCCAUCAUCUUCUCCUUCUUUCUUUUAAUUGGUUCUGCUUCCGCCCUCCAAACUCCAGUCAUAAGAAUCAUAGAUAUUCUCGGGCUUACAUAGAAUUCAAGAGCCCUGCAGAUGCCGGACAGUUUGCGCACUUAUUCCAUGGUCAUCUGUUUGUCGAUGACAAUGGUGCUCAGUUCAAGGCCAUCGUCGAGUAUGCCCCUUCCCAACGUGUUCCCAAGCCUUCUCCUGUAAAGGAUGGUCGUGAAGGGACCAUUUACACUGAUCCUGAUUAUUUAGAAUUCCUCAAACUUAUUGCAAAACCGGUGGACAAUCUCCCUAGUGCCUCAGUUCAAUUCCAAAUAGAGGAUGCAGCACAAUCUGGUCUGUUAAUAUUUUCACUAUAUAUACAUUUUUUGUUCCACUUUCACACUCUCCCAGGUGCUGCGAAAGAACCUCCUAUUACUACACCUCUAAUGGAGUUUGUUCGUCAGAAACGAGCUGCUGAGGAUGGAAACCAGCAGGGUUCGUUAGUUGCUGUCAAGGGUAGCAAAAGAGCUGGAUCAGCAUCUGUGAUUAAGCCUGGUUCAAGUGCUAACAAACGAGGCGCUGAGAAGAAAAAGUAUAUCCUAAAGAACAGCAGAAAAAAUUCAAAUCAGAAGGACAAGUCCACUAGUAUCAUGGAUUCUAGGCAACGGGAUGAACAUGCUACUUUAAGUAGAAAAGUUUCAUCAGAAAUUCGAUCUGAUUCUGGAAAGAAAAAUAUCUUGUCGCUCAUAGGGAAAAAUUGUGAAAUCUCUGCUGUCUCUGGAGGAAUGUUGCAACAACCUGGAGAUUCACCUGUUUCUACUGCUCCUAAAAGAAGUCAGAGACUUAGGGCUAGUGAAAUGAUAAUAAAGAGCAUCCUGUUAAAUAAUGAAACACAUCAAAGUCAAUCUUUGAAUGCCACACAGCAUAGGCACGAGACUCAAAACUUAAUAGUGGAGCAUGGCAAGAAAUGGCCCCGGCCUAUGAAUAAGCAAGUGGCUAUUAAUGGUCAUGUGCCUGGUAGUGAGCCAUCUGGACCUAUUUAUGAUGGUGAUACAAAAAGGAAUAAUAGCAAGUUCUUGACGAAGGGCAGGUAUAGUGUAGGCUCUGCUAGUGCAAAACAACAAAAAUGUAUAAAGGAUAGACCAGAUCCUGGUGUGUGGGCUCCUCUUUGUCAUUCUGUUGUUCAAAGUGACAAUGAGGAGAAAUUGUCGUCUACCUUGCUGCAACAUAGUGGGAUGAACUCUAAAGUUAUUGAUGGAGAAACAAAAAGUGGCAUGCAUUAUUUGAGCCAUACUGUGGAACCAACAGGCCGAUCAAGUAGAAACAGUAGUUCUUCUGUAGAUAUCGGAUCACACAAACAUUUUGGUCAUAAUGUGGCAGCCCAGAGAAUGAAGGGCGAUGGCUCCCGGAUUGCAUCCGAGCAUAAAUCUUCUAAAAGAGGAGGUGCCAGUGGCUAUGGUGUCCAAAAGAAACAAGUGUGGGUUCAGAAAUCAGCUUCAGGUUCAUAGAAUAAUUAUACUGGUGACCCUAAAGCUGCUGUUCAAAAAGAUACCUAUGCAUUUAUGUUUUAGAUUUGAACAGAAUAAUUGUGUAAAUUUGUUAAAUCAGACAAACUAUUUAUUUAAGUGAGGCUAACAUGAAGUCUUCAUGUGCAUGUUCUUUUGUGUACAUGAACAUUCUUGAAUUGACACUCAAAAUGCGAUGAAAGUUAACCCCACUUGUGUCUACUGUGCACAUGCUUGUGGAAAGAAAACAAUUGAAGGCAAAACUAUCUGUGAAUAUUUUGAUCAUAAUUAAUACCAGAAAUCUUCAGAUUAAUACCUACUUGUGAACCUGUCACCUCCGACCUUGGCAAGAAAGAAACUUAUGGAGGAGUAUCAGUAUUUCUGCACUACCCAUAAGAUCGAUACCUACUUGUAGAUAUGUCAUCUCUGAGCUUGGCGAGAAAGCAUAUUCAAUACCCUAAUAAGGGCCAGAAGACUGCUGCAAUUCAAUGAGCCUGUGAGAUCUGUUUCUUUCUUGGCAAAUAUUGGAGGACAAAAGCAACCUAAUCUUUUCUCACCAGUAAGAUUCUAGCUCUGGUAAACUUAAAUAGUGGAAUGAUCCUAUAGUUGAUUUGUCUCUGUACGUCCUUCAGGCAGUUCAGUUGUUGAUAUUGUACCAUUCUUCCAGGAUUAUACUUCAACUUCUGCAUUUAGAUAGACUCCAAGAUCAUUUCUGAGAUUCAGUUAUUAGUAAUUUGAGUUCAGUGUCUGUUGAUGGUAGGUCACAGGUGCAACUGUAGAAAUCUUGCGCUUAUAACUACAAGGUGCAAGUUUGAGCAUUGGGAUCGGUUCAUGGAAGAAUACAGAAGGUUGAUUGACUUGCCUAUUUCAAUUUUCAAGGCCCCGCUUCAAUGAGAGUAUAACUUGAUAAUUGUUCUUUUCCUGUGUUGAGGACAUACCUUGUUGUAUGUUAUUUUUCUUUUAUUGUGUACUUGGGGGAUAUCAUAUCUGCAAUUUGAUUAUCUAUGCUCCGUCUGUAUCUUCUAAGGUUUAGUACUAUGAUAAUAUGAUUUAUUCA
This is a messenger RNA of Ricinus communis (castor bean), 2774 nucleotides long. Its product is annotated as regulator of nonsense transcripts UPF3. Gene Ontology annotation, molecular function: mRNA binding. The coding region runs from base 110 to 1720 and encodes 536 amino acids. The record is from RefSeq and is a predicted model, not a curated record. NCBI's taxonomy places the organism in Eukaryota, Viridiplantae, Streptophyta, Magnoliopsida, Malpighiales, Euphorbiaceae. Gene Ontology annotation, biological process: nuclear-transcribed mRNA catabolic process, nonsense-mediated decay; positive regulation of translation. The transcript has 12 exons. Gene Ontology annotation, cellular component: cytoplasm; nucleolus.